This is a messenger RNA of Sapajus apella (tufted capuchin), 2450 nucleotides long. RefSeq names its product spectrin beta chain, non-erythrocytic 4-like. Gene Ontology annotation, biological process: actin cytoskeleton organization. The coding region runs from base 157 to 2193 and encodes 678 amino acids. The transcript has 10 exons. The record is from RefSeq and is a predicted model, not a curated record. Lineage: Eukaryota; Metazoa; Chordata; Mammalia; Primates; Cebidae. Gene Ontology annotation, cellular component: cortical actin cytoskeleton; cell junction; plasma membrane. Gene Ontology annotation, molecular function: actin filament binding.
GGGGGCGAGGGAGGGGGCGCGCGGCCGCCGGAGCCUCAGUCGUUGCUGCCGCUGCCGCUGCCGUCGCAGUGGAGGGGCAAACGCCCGCCCGCCCGCCGCAGGGACGCCCCGCCAACGCCACUGACGCUUGAGCUGGAUGGCUGGAUCCAUGAGAAGAUGCUGAUGGCGCGGGAUGGCACGAGGGAGGACAGCCACAAGCUGCAUAAGAGAUGGCUCCGGCACCAGGCAUUCAUGGCCGAGCUGGCUCAGAAUAAGGAGUGGCUGGAGAAGAUCGAGAGGGAGGGCCAGCAGCUGAUGCAGGAGAAGCCCGAACUGGCGGCCUCUGUGCGGAAGAAACUGGGCGAGAUCCGCCAGUGCUGGGCAGAGCUGGAGAGCACCACCCAGGCCAAGGCUCGGCAGCUCUUUGAGGCCAGCAAAGCAGACCAGCUGGUGCAGAGCUUCGCUGAGCUGGACAAGAAGCUCCUCCACAUGGAGAGCCAGCUGCAAGAUGUGGACCCUGGAGGGGACCUGGCCACCGUCAACAGUCAGCUCAAGAAGCUACAGUCCAUGGAGUCGCAGGUAGAGGAAUGGUACCGCGAGGUGGGAGAGCUGCAGGCCCAGACUGCAGCGCUGCCGCUGGAACCCGCGAGCAAGGAGCUGGUGGGCGAGCGGCAGAACGCGGUGGGCGAGCGCCUCGUGCGCCUGCUCGAACCGCUGCAGGAGCGCCGCCGCUUGCUGCUGGCCUCCAAGGAGUUGCACCAGGUGGCGCACGACCUGGACGACGAGCUGGCAUGGGUUCAGGAGCGGCUGCCACUGGCCAUGCAGACAGAGCGAGGUGACGGCUUACAGGCGGUCCAGCAGCACAUCAAAAAGAACCAGGGCCUGCGGCGGGAGAUCCAGGCACACGGGCCGCGCCUGGAGGAGGUGCUGGAGCGCGCGAGCGCGCUGGCGUCGCUGCGCAGCCCGGAGGCAGAGGCCGUGCGCCGGGGCUUUGAGCAGCUGCAAAGCGCCUGGGCCGGACUGCGGGAGGCGGCCGAGCGGCGGCAGCAGGCACUGGACGCCGCCUUCCAGGUGGAGCAGUACUACUUCGACGUGGCCGAGGUGGAGGCGUGGCUGGGCGAGCAGGAGCUGCUCAUGAUGAGUGAGGACAAGGGCAAGGAUGAACAGAGCACCCUGCAGCUGCUCAAGAAACACCUGCAGCUGGAGCAAGGCGUGGAGAACUACGAGGAAAGCAUCGCGCAGCUGUCGCGCCAGUGCCGGGCGCUGCUGGAGAUGGGGCACCCGGACAGCGAGCAGAUCAGCCGGCGGCAGUCCCAGGUGGACCGCCUGUAUGUGGCACUCAAGGAGCUGGGCGAGGAGCGCCGGGUAGCCCUGGAGCAGCAGUACUGGCUGUACCAGCUCAGCCGCCAGGUGGGCGAGCUUGAGCACUGGAUCGCCGAGAAAGAGGUGGUGGCUGGCUCCCCUGAGCUCGGCCAGGACUUUGAGCACGUCUCGGUGCUGCAGGAAAAAUUCUCAGAGUUCGCCAAUGAGACAGGCACGGCAGGGCGGGAGCGCCUGGCAGCUGUGAACCAGAUGGUGGAUGAGCUGAUCGAGUGUGGCCACACAGCGGCAGCCACCAUGGCCGAGUGGAAGGAUGGGCUGAACGAGGCCUGGGCUGAGCUGCUGGAGCUCAUGGGCACACGGGCCCAGCUGCUGGCCGCCUCUCGGGAGCUGCAUAAGUUCUUCAGUGAUGCCAGAGAGCUUCAGGGACAGAUUGAGGAAAAGCGGAGGCGGCUGCCCCGCCUGACCACCCCGCCUGAGCCGAGACCCAGCGCCAGCUCCAUGCAGCGGACCCUGAGAGCCUUUGAGCAUGACUUGCAGCUCCUCGUGUCCCAGGUGCGGCAGCUUCAGGAGGGGGCGGCCCAGCUGCGGACGGUGUAUGCAGGUGAACACGCCGAGGCCAUCGCUAGCCGGGAGCAGGAGGUGCUGCAGGGUUGGAAGGAGCUGCUGUCCGCCUGUGAGGACGCCCGCCUGCACGUCAGCUCCACGGCAGACGCCCUGCGCUUCCACAGCCAAGUCCGCGACCUGCUCUCCUGGAUGGAUGGCAUCGCCAGCCAGAUUGGGGCGGCCGACAAGCCCAGGUGCCCCUCCUCCCUCCUCGAGCUUCCUGCCCGCCUCUGGCGGCCUCCCCCAGCCAUCCCCAUCCCAUUGAGAGCCCCUUUCCCAAUGGAAUGACAACAGCCAAUAUCCCUGUUGCACCUCUGUGUGCCAGGCACUGGUCUAGGUGCCUCGUGUGUAUUCAGACCCCUUUUUGGCCCUGGCAUUGGAGACUGGGGUCAUGGCCAUCAUCCUUCUGUCCCCUGUCCUUCCCAGUUGCCCAUGAUUACCCUCUGCAUGGGAUGUCACAGCAUGGAACAGGCUAAAGACAGGAUGGACAGGGGAGGUGUGGGACUGUAUUUGUCAGGGUGGGUGAAGAAGUGAUAAUAAUUCCA